AUGUCGCAGUCGUAUUUAGGAAAUUUGCCUAUCUUCGAUCAUAAGACUACCGAGUGGGCGAUAUUCAAGAGCCGGUUAACGAAGUUUUUUCUAGUGAACAGUAUAUCGGAAGCAGAUAAAAAAAGUGCUAUAACGAUUACACAUUUGUCGGAUGAAAGUUAUCGGUUAGUGCGCAAUUUAGCUUAUCCGAAGGAAAUAGAUUCCUUAACGUAUGACGCGCUGGUUUUAUUACUCGACGAACAUUUCAAACAAAAGCAGUGUACUUUUGCGGAUAAGGCGAAAUUUUUCGGAGCGAUGAAGAGUGCAGGCGAAACGCUGAGCGAAUGGGCGGCAAGACUAAGAGGUCUGGCAAGUUAUUGCGAUUUUGGUACUGCCCUGGAGACGAACCUCAGGGAUCGUUUCGUGCUCGGUCUGGGCUCAGGUUCCGUGCGCGAUAAACUAUUCGAGCAAAAGCCAUCAUCAUUAACCUUUGCCAAGGCUUUAGAGUUGGCAGAACAGACGGAGAGUGCCCGAGAAGCGAAAUUAACUACAAUUAAGGAGGAGCCAGUUUUUCGAGCGCAAACGGAGGGUGGAUAUCGCGGUGGCGCGAGAGGCGCGCGCGGUCGCGCGAGCGGCAGCGGUCAGCGGGAUCCACGUUCGACGCCCGAGCAGUGUGCGGUUUGCGGAAUGAAAAAUCAUACGGAGAUCAAUUGUCGUUAUAAAUCGUACAAGUGUCAAAAGUGCGGCAAAAAGGGUCACUUAAAGAAAGUUUGUGGUGAAAGUGCGCGAGUGCAUAACGUUUCCGUUGGCGAAUCGUCGUCGUUGAAUCGCAGCGAGGUAGAUGACUGUGAGGAAUGUCAAAUGUUUAACUUAAGGUAUGUAAUUACUAAGCCGAUAGAAUUAAAUGUAUUAAUUGGAAAUAAACAAUUACAAAUGGAACUUGAUUGCGGGUCUGCUACCUGUGUUAUGUCAGAAGAGUUAUAUAAUCACAUGUUUUCCGAGUAUAAAUUGUUAGAUAGUGAUAUUAGGAUGUGUAUAGAUAACGAUAUUGAGCAGAGGGCCGGCUCGUGCGCGACGUGCGCCGUUAUGCGCGCCGCGCCGGCGCGAGCGCCGCCAGCGUCGUGGCCGCGCCCGGGCGCACCCUUCCAACGCGUUCACAUCGACUAUAUGCGUCAGGAAACAGAACCCGAUUUAAUAAGUGAAACCGUUAUGUCACGGUCACAAUCAAUUUCACCCCCACCUGCUCCACCUUCGGCUACCAUUGAACCUGAACCGAGCAGAGAGCUUCCAGAAAUUGAGUUAAGUGAGAAUAAUGAACCCGCAGAGGGCAGGGAGGAGUGGAAUGACUGUGAGGACGCUGACACAGAGGGUGAACGAGAAAUGCCUCAUGUGCCGCCAGCGGAGGCUCCACCUCUGCCGCAGGCAGCCGCCGGUUCUGAUAACACGGCUGAUCAUAAUGAGGAUUUGCCGUCCGCCCAACAACGCUUGCGUCCCAGGGUCAACGUAGAUUUUAAGAAGUAUUUUUAA
Messenger RNA from Cydia amplana, 1506 nucleotides. RefSeq lists its product as uncharacterized. Lineage: Eukaryota; Metazoa; Arthropoda; Insecta; Lepidoptera; Tortricidae. The record is from RefSeq and is a predicted model, not a curated record. Gene Ontology annotation, molecular function: nucleic acid binding; zinc ion binding. The coding region runs from base 1 to 1506 and encodes 501 amino acids. The transcript is spliced from 3 exons.